AAUAGCAGGAUGUUGUAAAGAAACUCGUUUGGGUUGAUUAUUGCAUUCAGGUUUGCCAACUCUCACACAUCUGACGUGACACUCACGGGAGAAAUCUUACGGCAAAGUAAUAUUAUUUCGUUGUAAAUGUAACAUUAGCUACAUCAGAAGCGCUGGGGUGAUGUGCAAACUCUACACUAUUAACAAGGGAAUCAAACUGUUACAUACACGAUAGUGCGUGUUCAGACUCACCUCGAAUUGAAAAUCUCACGCCAGUCAUCUGACUAAAGUUGAAAACCAUGCGCAUUUAGGAAAUUAAGAAAGGUUGUGUGGAGUUUUGGGAAGCUCCAUGCUUUUAAAACAGCAGUCUUUCCCGGGAACUUGAGAACCCAGGGUUAGUUUUCAGUUGGCCGCCUUCAGUUCGGGUUCAAAGGUCGGAGUAGAAACAAAUACAGCAUGCAGAAACUGUGAGUGGCAACAACGUCCGUGUUUUGAUUUCGGUAGUCCAGCGUAAAGAACGAAAAGAAUAUAAAAUACUUAAGAAAAUGAGAGAGAUUGUAUCCAGAAGCUUGGUUUUUACAGCCUUCAGCAUCUCCAUAGCUCGUUUUUAUUCCUGCUGUGCCGGCAGCUCCCAAGUUGAUGUUCCGAAUAUACCCGAUAUUGCGAAGCGUUUUGGUACCAAAGGCCGUUAUGAAGAAGUGAAUCCCUAUCUACUCGAUGACAUAUUGGCUGUCAACAAAACUGUUUUGAAACCGCCGCCUGGAUGCGACGCAGUGCACCUCACUGUAAUCAUUAGGCACGGGACACGAUUUCCGACGAAAAAGAACGUGAUAAAAAUGCACGACAUUUACAAUCUUGUUAUGGCAGAGGCGAAGAGCAAUGCAGGAUGGCUGCAUGAGAUCAAAAGCAAAUGGCAGAUGUGGUACAAAGAGGAGAUGGAUGGUCGCAUCGUGGAGAAAGGCCGAGACGAUCACAGGCAUCUGGCCGUCAGAUUGGCCACCGCUUUCCCGUCGUUAUUCUCUGAAGAAAACUUGAGAGGCAACCGCAUCAAGUUCAUCACCAGUUCGAAACACCGGUGUGUGGACAGCAUCGUGGCUUUCCAGGAAAGCCUGCGGAGACUCUGGGAUGUCAGAGAUGUGGAUUUCAGUCAUGAGGUCAAUGAUGACCUGAUGAGAUUCUUCGAUCACUGUAGAAGAUUUAUUGACGAUGUGGAAAACAACGAGUCUGCUCUUAAAGAAGUGGACCUGUUCAAGUCCUCGGCGGAGAUGAAGCUGGUCCAGGAAAAGAUGGCUGACCGCCUGCAGGUUCCACAGAGUCACAUCACGCCAGAUAUGGCUGAGGCUGCCUUCUUCUUGUGUGCUUACGAGCUUGCCAUUAAAUCUGAGAACUCCGCUUGGUGCAACCUCUUCGACGAAUCCGAUGCCCAGGUGCUGGAAUAUAAAAACGAUCUGAAGCAGUACUGGAAAAGGGGCUAUGGCUAUGACAUCAACCGCAAAUCCAGUUGCACUCUCUUUCACGACAUCUUCACUCGUUUGAACCAGGCUGCUAAUGAAAUCAGGUCAGGUGAUGUGACGGAGCCCGUAGCUGUUCAGGUGGGCCAUGCGGAGACCCUCUUGCCCCUACUCUCACUUAUGAAUCUCUUCAUGGUGGAAACGCCCUUAACCGCAGCGAACUUUGCCGAGCAGCACAACCGCACGUUUCUCACCAGCCGCAUGGUGCCCUACGCUGCCAACCUGGCCUUCGUGCUGUACAGCUGCCAAGAGGGACCGCGACUACAGCUCGUCCUUAACGAGAGACCCCUGACUUUCCCCGGGAUCAGCCACCCGGUGCCACUCUUCCGGGACGUCAAAGAGCAGUAUGGAGAGCUGCUGAGCGGCUGCGAUUUCGACAAGGAGUGCGAGUCGCCGCUCUCAAACUGCAGCAAAUGCUCUGAACUGUGACCUGUGUACUGCAGGAGGCAGUAUUCAUACCACUUUAGUCUUGGAAAUCCCAAAUCCUAUAUACGGUGUGACAUGCUUUAAUACGGCUGCUGGAGCUGAUGAUUUUUUUUAAAUGCACUGUCUGCUUUCAGUACAUAUUCUUGUCAUGAAAUUGUUCAUAAUUCACAAUGUUUCUUUCACCAGGCUACUAAUGACCAAACCUCCAAACUUGAAUACCCCCCCCCCCAAAUACACACACACAUAUAAAUGUCUACCUCCUAAAAAUAUGUAGUGUUUGAAAUUGGGACCUUUUGCUUUAUAUUUAUAAUAAUGGUGUAAUCUGAGGCCGGGGGGGGUGCUAGAGAUUUUGGGCCCCCAACCCAGACCAGUCCAGUUAUGAUCCAAAUUUUUCUAGCACCUAUCACUCGGGGACCCUUAUAAUGGUCCUAAAUCCCCCCCCCCCCCCCCCUUUACAGUGCCCCUGUCUGAGGUGACUCAAAGUUGUAGGUUUGAAUCGUAUGUGUGUGGAGUUCGUGUGUUUUGCCUGGGUUGUGUGGGUUCCAGAGACGCACAGUUAAACUAGUUAAACUGGACGAUGUAAUCUGAGCAAAAAGUCUAGAAAUAUACGUUUAAGAACAAUGUAUUGAAAUUAAUAGGUUUUUUAAAACUAGAGUUCCCUGCUUUACAACUUUUUUGUACUUCAUCUUUUGAUUGAGUGAUUUGUUCGGGAACAUUGAAAAAAUGUUCUAUUUUAUCCAACAGUGGCUUUGAGGUGAUACUAUAAGUUAAUUCAUGGUGUUUUCAGCGCAGAUGUGUGAUUCUUUUAUAUAAUGUGCUACUUGUUUAACAAAUAAAAUUGAUUGAAAAGACAA
This is a messenger RNA of Brienomyrus brachyistius, 2770 nucleotides long. It is a transcript of the gene minpp1b, whose product is annotated as multiple inositol-polyphosphate phosphatase 1b. The record is from RefSeq and is a predicted model, not a curated record. Lineage: Eukaryota; Metazoa; Chordata; Actinopteri; Osteoglossiformes; Mormyridae. The transcript has 5 exons. Gene Ontology annotation, molecular function: acid phosphatase activity; inositol phosphate phosphatase activity. The coding region runs from base 525 to 1919 and encodes 464 amino acids.